Molecule: messenger RNA, 1208 nt
Organism: Frankliniella occidentalis (western flower thrips)
Lineage: Eukaryota; Metazoa; Arthropoda; Insecta; Thysanoptera; Thripidae
Exons: 8
Coding region: 1-969 (322 amino acids)
Source: RefSeq, a predicted model, not a curated record
AUGACCUUCCUUUCGGGCGAGGACGAGGUCGUGGACCUGAGCCCCAGCCUGAACCACAAGCGGAGCCCCUACCCGAGCCCUGGCCUGAGCCACAGCCUGGGCCCCAGCCUCCUCUUGGACAAGGCUAUGAGAAUCACUAGUGGGCUGAACACUGUUUAUUUGUUAUAUGCUGGUAUCUGGUGUCAGAUAUGGAAGGCAAAUUAUGAUAAGAUUUUGCAAGACUUUGCAAGUUUGCAUUUUAAUGUGAUUGGCUCAUUUGUUUUGAAAUCUGACACUUGGUCACCAGAUGUUAUUGAUGCGGGGAAGGAUUUUGUACAAGGUUGGCACAUCAGAGUUUGGAGCAGGAUACGAUCUUUGCUUGUGGCAAGUGUUCCAUUCAUUGUUCUUCAGCUUCGGUGUCACUGCCUGCACAUUGAUGGAGUAUUUGCUGGUAUUAUGCAGAAACAUUGCUAUGGUGCCCCGCAACGUGGCCGCCGCCGCGGACGCCCGAGGCGAGUGCCCACGGGCAACACGCCCCCGCGUGUGCGUCGCCCAGUAGGACGUCCUCCAGGACCGGCACGCCGGGCGCGCCGUGCUGGAGAUCCGCGUGAGCGGGGGGUGGGUCGUGGAGUGCAUGGCAUCCAACCCAUAGGUGAAGUGAUUGUCCUCAGCGACGACGACGAGGAAGAUAUUUACCAUGUGCCUGCUGAUGACCUUGAUUUUGAGGUCAAUGGUCCAGCUGCUAUAGCUGCACCACCGGCACAGCCACAACAGCAGCCCCUGCAGCUGCCUCCUCAGCAGCCCCCGCAGCAGGCACUACAGCAGCCCGAAUGCUCAAACUGCAUGCAUGGCGUGCCCACUCAUCUUAUUAUGGAUUGCCACCACCUCGCCUUAUGUUCGGACUGUGCUCAAUUGUUUCCGCACUUCCUUCCAAACUGCCCAAAUUGCGGCCUGGCUAUCAGAUCCCUAGUGCGCGUUCGUUUUAAUUAAAUAUAAACCUUUAAAAUGCUUAUUUUAUCGUAAAUCUCUGGCGCCUUCAAUCCCUUUCCGCGCGCAACACCCACACCCACGCAUCUACCAGAGGCAUCUGAUUCACGCAACCCACUUCCAUGGUUACACUGUACCGUGUGUCGGGUGUCCGGGCCACGACAUGCCGGUUUGCCUACUCACUCCAUCCGUAAGGUGCAAUGACCCUAGGGUGAGCAUACCCGCAACACGGUUUUGCUCCG